Lactuca saligna is the source of this 387-nucleotide messenger RNA. The record is from the annotation of a GenBank genome assembly. Lineage: Eukaryota; Viridiplantae; Streptophyta; Magnoliopsida; Asterales; Asteraceae.
AUGGUUCUCCAAACUCAGAGGUGCCCUGGAGCCGCCGUCCAACACCACCAUGGUCCUACCUGCCAACAGCAAAGCUAUUCAACAUACCAAGAGACCGGCGGCAGAAUCCAGGAUGGUGGCUACACCAACUUCUCAACCAUAACCGGGCCCACGCCUCCAUACUCAAACUAUUCUCAGGUGUCAACUUACUCAUCGGAAAAUUCUCAGCACCACCAGUCCGGUGGUGGCUACCAUGGAUACAGUGCCGCCCAGUACUGUGGUGGUGGUGUGGUUGCUAGUGGACAGCCACAUACCGGAAGAUAUGAAACUUCUUACCAUGGGAAUGGGAAUGGCCCCACUUAUGGUUACCAAAAACAAUCUUGGACUAUCAAGGAUCUUGAUGACUGA